UAUCAAUGAAUAGGCAUCAGCUAUUUUAAUAACCAUUCGCCAUUUUGCUUUUCACAAUUUAAGUAACUUUUUUAACACAAAGUGUAAAAGAUACACAGAAGUCGCAAGAUUUCUGAAAAGGUGAAUCUUAGUUGAAUACUAAUGUGAUAGGUAAAUAAAGCGACAAGGAACAGAAUCGGUUACUCCAUCAAAAUGCAUUGCCAUCUACAUCUUUUAUUCAUGGUAAUUAUCUUUACAAGUAAUCCUGUGCUAUCUGAAGAUAAAUUUAUAGGUGAUGAUAUUUCAAAUCAAGCCGACCAAACGUUUUCCUUCUUUAAGAAAUGGAGUUGUACCAGCGAGAAUGAAGCUCCGGACUGUUCAUCAAAAGACAUCGACAAAAUUGAUAUUCCAUUGGUAUUUAAUAGCGGGAAUGCCAUCAAAUUUGCCCACAACAAGAUAGAGGAACUUUACAAUCCAUUUUAUGACAAUCACAAUAUAAUAGAAAUUGAUUUUUCGACCAAUAAGCUCAACUCUAUAACAGAAAAUGUUUUCGCAAACUUGAGUGCCGUUGAAAAGGUUGAUCUAUCGCACAAUAGUUUAUGGACAUUUGACUCGGAAACGUUCAGCAGCAUGACAAAUCUACAAUCACUUGAUUUGAGCUUCAAUGGAUUUAGCAUCAUUGGCCCAGAAAUUUUCAGCAAACUUCAAAAGGUUAAAAAAUUAUCCUUGAGGAAUAAUAACUUCCACAUUAUACAGGACGAUACAUUUGAACAUCUGCUUGCUUUGGAGGAAUUGGAUUUAGGUGAUAACCAACUAUCGGAAUUACCCGAUCAACUGUUUAGAUAUAAUUUGAACCUUCGGUUGCUUUGUUUAUCUGGAAAUGAUUUUAAAAAAGUACCAACUGAAGCAUUGGCCGGAAUUCCGAGAUUGUAUAGACUAGACUUGAGCAGAAACAAAUUUGUUCGACUUCGAUAUCCAGCAUUCAAGAAACUGUCCAGUGUCAAUGUCUUAAGAUUGGAUGAUCAACCGGAUUUGCGUUCCAUCGGUCCGCAAUCUUUCCAAGGAAUGGAUAAUUUAGCAUACUUUUAUGCAAGUAACAAUGACAAUUUGCGUUUUGUGGAUCCAAAAGCUUUCUAUGACAAUACUACUGACAAGCCAGUUCAAUUACAGACAUUCAUUUUUCGACAUAAUUCUGUAACAACAAUGUCCGGCAAACUGUUGGAUUGGGAUAAGCUUUAUGAGAUUGAUUUAACAGGGAAUCCUUGGAACUGUGACUGUCACCUUGAUUGGAUAAUUCAAGUGCAGAUCAGAGAUCAUCUCAAGCCAAAUUUAGUCUGCAAACAUCCAACCUAUUUAAAAGAUUUUCAGAUUUUUAAUAUGACAUCUGAUCAGUUUAAAUGUUCUUUCCUUUUCAACCAUGAAUUUACCAUUAUUGGUACAGUUUUAUUAAUUAUAACCAUUUCUAUGAUAAUGGUUGUUUUUCUCUAUGUAAUAGUUAAACUCUUACCUUGCCCUAAGUUAAGAAAUCCAUGGCGAAGAAGUUACGGUUACUCUAAGGUCAAAGUUUCUCGUAAUGGUAAAAAUUAUGAUCUAGAAUGGGAUCCAGCACUUGGUGAUCCUAAAUAAAAAGAAAAAUAAUAUUGAAUGUAUGUUAAAUAUUCGCAAUAAUUUUAAAGUUGAUUAAAAGACUCACUUGUACUUUAA
Tetranychus urticae (two-spotted spider mite) is the source of this 1683-nucleotide messenger RNA. The record is from RefSeq and is a predicted model, not a curated record. NCBI's taxonomy places the organism in Eukaryota, Metazoa, Arthropoda, Arachnida, Trombidiformes, Tetranychidae.